Messenger RNA from Belonocnema kinseyi, 1818 nucleotides. RefSeq names its product vacuolar fusion protein CCZ1 homolog (gene Ccz1). Lineage: Eukaryota; Metazoa; Arthropoda; Insecta; Hymenoptera; Cynipidae. The coding region runs from base 179 to 1561 and encodes 460 amino acids. The transcript is spliced from 9 exons. Gene Ontology annotation, cellular component: intracellular membrane-bounded organelle; Mon1-Ccz1 complex. Gene Ontology annotation, biological process: vesicle-mediated transport. The record is from RefSeq and is a predicted model, not a curated record.
UGACAUUUGUGUUUCGAACUGGCGAUUUUCCUAACCUCCACAAACUCGUGGGAGAAACCUGUCAAAAUCGACAGGAAAACGGCCUUUAUCGCAUGAAAUAUCAGGAAUAAACGGUUAAUUCCUUCGCCACACAGAUGUCAAAUUUGUUCUUUACUCUUCUUAAAGACUAACCUAAAAAAUGUCAGAGUCUGAAGUGACUUUACAGCAUUUUUAUGUCUUUAAUAGCACUUACGCGGAAAAGGAAGGAGAGGAAAAAAAUAAGAUUUUAUAUUAUCAUCCGCCAAAAACAGAUAUCGAUACUCAGAUUAAAAACAUAGGACUUAGCGAAGCAAUCAUUAAAUUUACAGAAUCCUUCAAUCCCGGACAAGGAUGUGACUAUUGUCACACACAAAAAACCCGGCAGGUUUACUAUCAAGCCGAGCCAGAAUUUUGGAUGGUGAUGAUAGUCGGCGUGCCUUUCAUAAUGAAAGAAAAAGACGGAAACGAGUAUCCAGAAUACCAAUACGACGAGGUGUCAAGUAGCGUUUGCCAAGCGAUUCUCAAACAAACCUACACAAUUUUCCGUCUCUUUAUGGGUUCCUUCGAAACAAUUCUUAGCGAUCCCGAUUGUGGCUCUGUGAUCCUUUUGAAACACAAGCUCGAUCAUUUCUACUCAAGGUAUUUACUUUCACUAAAACUUAGCAACGGCGAUAUCCUCGACAUUUUACAAGGACUGCAAUUCCUCCCUUUGGACAAAACAACAUUCCUGAGAGUUCAGUGCUUUAUGAACUUGCUGGAAGCCACUUUUCCUUUAGUGAAAUAUACCGCCUUUUUGUACAAUAAUCAACUUGUCUGGAGUGGUUUGGAGCCUGACGAUAUGCAGGUUGUUUAUAAUUAUUUAGUAUGCACACUUCUCCCUGCUCACCUUGAAAAAGAAUUGAAAGGAGGCUCGAUACCAAGAAAUUCGUCAUCUCCUUUUACAGCCUCUCAUUAUGGAAAAUUUGUUACGGGUCCGUCGAGUGCCAACGACAUGAAAAAAUUACCGAAAGUAUUCAUCAACUACUCGACGAAACCCACCUCUCUCUAUUUAAUAGUUUAUCGUGCACUGAGUGCUACAGUUUGUUUAUUCGUAGAUAGCAAAACUAGUCCACUUCCGGAGUUUUACAAAAGCUUGGACACUUUUCUAGGUCCGCAAUUAACAACCUUGGUGGGCGCAGUGGCUGAUCAGUGCACGAAACACGUUGCAAAUAAUACGGAGUCAGUUCACAAGUACCUGUAUUUCAAUAAACUCAAUUUAGCUUAUAAAAGCACGAUUCAUUUUGACAACAGACACAGCUCAAAUGCUCUCACGACUCCGGAAGUAUUGAGAAUCAUCACUGACAUAAACAAUGAUACGAACAGAAUUAACGAAGCGGGCGAGGUCGUUAUCAAAACAAUGAGUGAUUACUGGAUUGUAGGAAAGGUUUCCAACUUGAGGGAAUUCUACGUUGUUAUUCAACAAAAGAACGCGAGCAUUAUCGAAAUUGAUGAUGAAGUCAAGAGACUGUGCGAGCAGCAGUUAAGAAGCAUUUUUUUCGACUAGCCUCGAAAAUCUGAGAUUAAAAUAAAUGCAAGUCUCCAUUUUUUUUAUUCGUUCCUGUACAAAGUCUAUUUAUGCUGUAAACUGUAGGAUGGUCCGGACUUUUUUCCUCAAAUCGUAUUCUUACAAAUGGUUUUCGUUGAUGUUAAAAUUACUUUAGAAUUUGUUCAAAUUACAUUUUUCUGAAGGUUAUUUUAACAAAAAAUACAGUCUUCUUUUUAUUUUUUAGUAAAUGUUAUUUACGUUUUUUUCUGGCGAGA